UGAAGCCAUGGUUUGGCCCUGGGUUCCGCCUGGGGAGGGUGGCCCUUUGGCGCAGGUGCGGCAAUCGUGGGGCUGGAGAGUUUGAUUCUCCCUUUCUGUUUAUCCGAAGAAAAGGGCGCAGGGAGCCCUGUGAGCCCAGGAGGUAGGAAGCUUGGCCGCCCGAGGGAAAAGCGAGUGGGCCGGCAGCUACGAGGCAGAAGCAAGCUGUGUGCAGGACCCUUAGAAGCCGGUCCGGUUCGGCGCAGCCCUCCAGGCCAUGGUGCAGGCGGAGCUCUGGGCGAUCCCCAGGUGAGGGCAGCGGCUCCGCCCGGGGUUCCCGCCGCGGAGGCACUGGGUAGAUGCGGAGCGGGGAGGAAAGAAUGCAGCCCGGCCAGCUCCCCGGGAGCACCCAGAGCGGCCGCCGUUGCCGCAGCUGCAGCAGAAAGCACAGCGCAGGCCGAGGAGGCGGCUCCUGCUGCUGGUAAAGGCGCCCAACAGCAGUUUCUCUGUAGUAUGCGAGUUGAGAAAACAGCCAAAGAACAGGGCUCCCCAUCAAAACCUCCUUCGAGCCCUUUUUCCUUGCUACUCGGAGCUGAUUUAUGCGGAGACAUGCCUUGCACUUGUACCUGGACGAACUGGAGACAAUGGAUUCGACCCUUAGUGGCGGUCAUCUACCUGGUGGUCAUAAUGGUCGCGGUUCCCCUUUGCGUGUGGGAAUUGCAGAAACUGCAGGUUGGAAUACACACCAAGGCUUGGUUUAUUGCUGGAAUAUUUUUGUUGUUGACUGUACCUAUAUCACUAUGGGGGAUAUUGCAACAUUUAGUGCAUUAUACACAACCUGAACUACAGAAACCAAUAAUAAGGAUUCUUUGGAUGGUACCCAUAUACAGUUUAGAUAGUUGGGUAGCUUUGAAAUAUCCCAGCAUUGCAAUAUAUGUGGAUACCUGCAGAGAAUGUUAUGAAGCUUAUGUCAUUUACAACUUUAUGGGAUUCCUUACCAAUUAUUUAACUAACCGGUAUCCGAAUCUGGUAUUAAUCCUUGAAGCCAAAGAUCAACAGAAACAUUUCCCUCCUUUAUGUUGCUGUCCACCAUGGACUAUGGGAGAAGUCUUGCUGUUUAGGUGCAAACUGGGUGUUUUGCAGUAUACAGUUGUCAGACCAUUCACCACCAUCAUUGCUUUGAUCUUUUAAAUAAACUGACAGCUGCUUGGUGUAUAUGAUGAAGGCAACUUUAGUUUUUCAAAUGCUUGGACUUACUUGGUUAUAAUAAACAAUAUGCUUGGUCUUUUUGCCAUGUACUGUCUGCUGCUGUUUUAUAAAGUACUGAAGGAAGAACUGAGUCCAAUCCAGCCUGUUGGCAAGUUCCUUUGUGUAAAGCUGGUGGUUUUUGUUUCUUUUUGGCAAGCUGUAGUUAUUGCUUUGUUGGUAAAAGUUGGCGUUAUUUCUGAAAAGCACACAUGGGAAUGGCGAACUGUAGAAGCUGUGGCUACAGGCCUCCAGGACUUUAUUAUUUGUAUUGAGAUGUUCCUGGCUGCUAUUGCUCAUCACUACACUUUCUCAUAUAAACCAUAUGUCCAAGAAGCAGAAGAGGGCUCAUGCUUUGACUCCUUUCUUGCUAUGUGGGAUGUUUCAGACAUUAGGGAUGAUAUUUCUGAACAAGUAAGGCAUGUUGGAAGGACAGUCAUGGGACAUCCUAGGAAAAAAUUUUUCCCCGAGGAUCAAGAUCAGAAUGAACAUACAAGCUUGUUAUCAUCAUCAUCACAAGAUGCAAUUUCUGUUGCCUCUUCUGUGCCACCUUCCCCCGUGGGUCACUAUCAAGGGUUUGGACGUACUUUGACUCCCCAGACUACCCCUACUAUAGCUGAUAUAUCUGAUGAAAUAUGUAAUGAUACUACAGAAGAAAGAGAACCUUCAGAUAAACCUUCAGAUAAACCCGUGGUCUCCUGAACAGUGUGUGAACACAAACUGCACUACUGUUACUUCAAUACCUGGUAUCACAUUGCUCAGGAUUUUGUGCUUGGGACAAGCCAUAAAUGAUGGGAAAAUUUCAACACAAAGAUAGGUGGAAGCCAGGUACUACUGGUUUUAUAUAACUAAAUUUUGUAUGUCACAAAUAACCAGUCUAAAUAUCCUAGACUUAAGACUCUUAAGAUUUCUUCACAUUAGAGUAUCGCAUACUCAAAUGGUAGAAAAUGACUAUACUAAAAGUUCUUGAUGUUACAUGCUUUAUCAAGAGGAUGGGCAUAAAAAAAUAAUAAUAAUCAAUGCUUCCUACCACUGCUGCAUGAAAAUAAUGCUCUGGAAUUAGCAGAAAGUAAAAUUCAGAAAUAUGAAUUAGUGGAACGUAAUCAUAAUCAUGUGCCAUAUAUUUCUCAACUGGAUGUCUUUCAAUAAAUAAUAAUUUAUCAUUUA
This is a messenger RNA of Myotis lucifugus (little brown bat), 2391 nucleotides long. It is a transcript of the gene TMEM184C, whose product is annotated as transmembrane protein 184C. The record is from RefSeq and is a predicted model, not a curated record. The transcript has 11 exons. Gene Ontology annotation, biological process: transport. Lineage: Eukaryota; Metazoa; Chordata; Mammalia; Chiroptera; Vespertilionidae. Gene Ontology annotation, molecular function: transporter activity.